AUGCGGCUCAUGAUUUCUUGGUGCUCUUGCUUGGUCAUCUUCUGCCUUCUGCAGGCAAGUCAUAGGACCAGCGGUGUAGCUUACAAUAUUACUCCAUCGGAGCCGCUCUUUCCGAACCAAACUCUUGUCUCCUCUGGCAAUAUAUUCGAGCUUGGGUUCUUCACGCUGAGCGGGUCAGAAAAUCAGUAUAUUGGCAUACGGUACAAGAACUUGACGCCUUCUAAGAUUGUGUGGGUGGCCAAUAGGGAACAGCCACUUCCGUACACGGAUCGGUCUGCAAAAUUAACGAUAGGCAGUGAUGGGAAUUUGAAGCUCAUGGAUGGACAAGAAAAUAUAGUUUGGUCUACCAAUGUCUCUAGUCGGUCCAAUUAUACGUUGGCGGUGCUAUUAGAUAGUGGGAAUUUUGUUCUGCAAGAUGGCAUUUAUGGCGAAAUAUGGGGAAGCUUCGAGGAUCCGACAGACACUCUUCUUCCAACAAUGAAGAUAGGAGUAAAUGUCAGGACUGGAGUGAAAAAGUUCUUAAUUUCCUGGAGAAGCGACAGUGAUCCAUUCCCUGGAAGUUUCUCGACUGGAAUGACAUCCGAGACGCCGCCUCAAGCUUUCACUUGGAAUGGUUUGACCCCUUACUGGAGAGGCGGGCAAUGGGACAAAUCGAAAUUUAUCGGCAUAGCAACCAUGGACCAAUCAUACUCGAGUGGCUUCACUGUCCAGCAGGAUACUCAAAAGGGAACCACUUACUAUUCGGUAAAUAGAUACGAUAUCUUUCUAUACAUGUUCAUUUCUCCCGGAGGAUCUCUCACGAUAAUGUACUGGGAUGAUGGAGCUAGGGCAUGGUUGAUGGAUUGGGCAGCACCGAACAAUACUUGUGAGAUUUAUGGAACUUGUGGUCCAUUUGGAGUUUGUAACUCAUUGAAUUCGCCUAUUUGCAGAUGCAUAGAUGGGUUUGUGCCAAAGUCAAAUGAAGAAUGGAACAGUUUAAACUGGACCAGAGGAUGUGAAAGAGAGAUGGAAUUGAAUUGCCAGAAAAACACAAGCACAUCGACUUAUACAAAUGUAAAGAAAGAUGCAUUUUGGCAAAUGAGCCAGAUGAAACUACCCGACUCUGGGAACUAUAUAUCAGACAUUGGAGAUGAAGAAGAAUGUGAAAGCUGGUGCCGGAGCAAUUGUUCUUGCUUGGCUUAUUCUUACGUCAGCACCAUUGGAUGCAUGGUUUGGAGUAAAGACCUCAUUGAUCUUCAGGAAUUUCCCACAGCUGGGGAAGAUCUAUUUGUUCGAGUUGCACAUGUAAAAGCAGGAGGAUCGCGACACAAAGCAGUUAUCAUCAGCCUGAGUACUAUUGCAGGGAUUAUUUUCUUUGCAGUAUUUGUUUUUGUUCUUUGCAAAUGGAGAGCUAACAAAACAGGAAACUUUCGAAGGCUCCUUGACUCAGCAGAUACACCUGAAAAAUCGACCGAGCUGACACAAGGAAAUGCAUGGCAAAAGCAGUUGAAGCAAGAUGAUUCACUGGAAUUGACCCUUUAUAGUUUUGAUAGCAUACUACUUGCUACAAACAAGUUCAGCACGACAAGUAAACUCGGGCAAGGAGGGUUUGGCUCUGUUUAUAAGGGGAAGCUGAAAGAUGGGAAAGAGGUAGCUGUGAAAAGACUUUCCAGUACCUCAGCCCAAGGCGUUGAAGAGUUCAAGAAUGAGAUCAUCCUUAUAUCGAAACUCCAGCAUCGAAAUCUUGUUAAACUCGUGGGUUACUGCAUUGAAGGAGAAGAAAAGAUUUUGAUUCAAGAAAGAAGGCAGAACUUGACUGGGGCAAACGAUUUCAAAUAAUUCAGGAGAUUGCAAGGGGGCUGCUCUACCUCCAUCGAGAUUCUUGCCUUAGGGUCAUACAUCGAGACUUGAAA
Molecule: messenger RNA, 1892 nt
Organism: Eucalyptus grandis
Lineage: Eukaryota; Viridiplantae; Streptophyta; Magnoliopsida; Myrtales; Myrtaceae
Product: G-type lectin S-receptor-like serine/threonine-protein kinase At1g61370
Exons: 5
Coding region: 1-1818 (605 amino acids)
Biological process (GO): protein phosphorylation; recognition of pollen
Molecular function (GO): protein kinase activity; ATP binding
Source: RefSeq, a predicted model, not a curated record